AUGGAACAACGGAAGAGUUAUUCAAGAUCAUCUACAUGAUAUAUGUCUCUAUAUAUAUGUUAGUCAGUCGAGUAUCGAUUAUCAUAGGAAUUCCACGAUGAGUUUUCUGCUGCUUCUCUUCGCCUUGGGAUUGGUAGUGGUACCUUUGGCCAAUUCAAAACAAUUGCCUUCCUACAUCAAACCAUGUAGCAAGAGCGAUCUCAACCUAAAUGAAUGUGCAAAACAACGAGGAACUGAGGCAAUACCAUUAUUGAUAAGAGGUGAUAAAGAUUAUAAAAUACCAAGUUUCGAGCCUGCCCAUAUUUCUCUUGUGGACGUAGAUCAAGGUGAACUGAAGUUCAAGUUGAAAGAUGUACAAUUGUUUGGUUUGAACACUUCCCGUAUCCUAGAUGCUAAGCUGGAUAUGAAAAAUAAACACUUCUAUUUCAAAGUCUUCAUAGAUGAAACCAAGUUAACGUGUAAAUACGAAAUGAGUGGGAAAGUGGUUUCCUUUGCUGUCGAAGGAGAAGGACCAGCAGAAAUCGUUUCAACACAUAUAACUGUGGAAUAUUUCUUUGACUAUGACCUCAUAAAGAAGAAGGAUGGAAAAGAGUACUUCAAUCUGGACACCUUAAAAUCAAAUCUCACUUGUCAUAUUGAAAAAUCCCAUUACAACUUCGAAAAUUUGUUCGGAGGCAACAAAUUAUUGGGUGACAACUUUAACAAAUUUUUAAACGAAAACACAGAGGCAGUAGAAGAGUCUGCUGGAAAAUCGAAUAGGGAAGUGAUAAAUGCAAUCGUUUCAAGCGUUUUCCAUGGAAUUUUCCGAUAUGUGCCAUUCGAUGAAAUGUUUCUGGAUUAGUUAAGAAAACUUUUUGUGUUGUUGUUUUCAGGAAAUAUCAGAAAUUAUAAUUAUGUCCUAACAAAAAGGUCAACAUGGUACUUUCAGUGGAAUAUGUUUUAUAUAUUUAAUCUUCAAUAGGGAAAAAUCAAACGAAUUUAUUACAUCUGUGGAAGAUA
Molecule: messenger RNA, 999 nt
Organism: Leptinotarsa decemlineata (Colorado potato beetle)
Lineage: Eukaryota; Metazoa; Arthropoda; Insecta; Coleoptera; Chrysomelidae
Product: protein takeout
Biological process (GO): multicellular organismal reproductive process
Source: RefSeq, a predicted model, not a curated record